Molecule: messenger RNA, 3047 nt
Organism: Esox lucius (northern pike)
Lineage: Eukaryota; Metazoa; Chordata; Actinopteri; Esociformes; Esocidae
Product: serine/threonine-protein kinase SBK1
Exons: 4
Coding region: 225-1247 (340 amino acids)
Biological process (GO): peptidyl-threonine phosphorylation; peptidyl-serine phosphorylation
Molecular function (GO): ATP binding; protein serine/threonine kinase activity
Source: RefSeq, a predicted model, not a curated record
AUAGCCUGGUCCAGUCCUCCAGCCACACGGCACUCUGAUCCACAUCACAGCUGCAGUAAGGUGACAGAGGGACGGGAGAAACUCGCUAAACCUGAGCUCCAUUACGCUAAUUAGCACAUGUAUGCAAGUCGCAUGCCAGUUGUGUAUAUGGUGUAGUUAGUGUGAAUGUCUGUUGAUCACGGCUAGUGUGAUACUCUACUGAAGAGUGACAGACAGACCGGGAGAUGAUUGAACUGGGCCUUGCAGACGGGAGUCUGAUUGAUGAACUGAUGGAGCUGACAGCCCAGAGUCUGAGCCACCUGGAGAUCAAAGAGCACUUCAACAUUAUCAAGGAGAUCGGCCGGGGGAAGUACGGCAAGGUACUGCUGGUUACCCAUCGUUGUAGGGGAACACCGAUGGCUUUGAAAGUGAUGCCAAAAGCCUCCACCAAACUCCAGGGAUUCCUGCGGGAGUACUGCAUCUCCUUGCAUCUCUCCUGCCACCCCUGCAUUGUAGGUCUCUUCGGAAUUGCCUUCCAGUCCAAUGAGCACUACGGCUUUGCCCAGGAGCUUGUAAUUGGGAGGGACCUUUUUGCCGUCAUCCAACCAAAAGUGGGUAUCCCGGAGUGUGCGGUGAAGCGUUGCGUCCUGCAGAUCGCCAGUGCCCUGGAGUUCAUCCAUGAGCACGGCCUUGUCCACCGCGACAUAAAGCCUGAGAACAUCCUGCUGCUGGACAGCCACUGCUGCCGGGUCAAACUGGCGGACUUCGGCCUGGCUCAGAAGAAGGGCACACUGAUCCGCUUCAUCUCUGGCACGCUGCCCUACAUGGCCCCGGAGCUGUGCGCCGUGGCUUUGGAAGAGGGCCAGACGGAGGUGACGGCAACGCCGCUCAGCGUGGAGCCCAGCCUGGACACCUGGGCUUUUGGUGUGGUUAUCUUCUGCAUCCUCACUGGUUACUUCCCCUGGGAGCGCUGCAUGGCCUCCGAUGACUUCUACCAGGAGUUUGCUGAUUGGUGCCAGGCACCCAAUUUGGAGGAUGUCCCACCGCUGUGGAAGAGAUUCACCCCUGAUGCCAUGGAGAUGUUCAGCAGGCUGUUGGCGCUGGAUGCUAACAAGAGGAGCACGGUAGGAGAGGUUAGGUCCUAUGUGGAAAAGGACUGGUUGAUGCCGACUCUAGUGGACGCCAAUGGACUGCAACCGGAGAAUGGCAAGUUCAGCGCAACCUACUCCACCUCACAGAGCAGUUCUGUCCAGAAGGAGAUGGAAUGAGCUCUGAGACACCUGUGUAAAUCACCUCCGGUUCAUGGAAUCAACUUUAAAGGGGCACAAUGUGUGCAUUUGACCCCACUCUUACAAUGCACCGAUAAAAAAAGGACCUGAAUUACACUCAUUGGCCCUCAUUCAUGAAAUGUGGGCACAAUCAAAUUUGAUCUUAAAAUGAUCUUAGGAACAUUUCACCGACAGCUGGUAUUCAUCAAUAUUAUAUUUGUCGCUUACGAUCAAACCCACGUCUGGUCGGAGACCAUGUAAACCAACGUAAUAAAAUAAAAUCAUGCUUGAUUUGCAAUAAGACUAUCAUUAUCACGAAAAACAACAAACAGCCACAGUAACAAACAUAAUAAUAAUAGGUAUGCCUAAUAUAAAAUAAGAUGAUGAUUAAUAUAACACACAAACGUACCACAAUAUUAAAUAUUGCAUCACCAACGUACGCUAAUAUUGUAUUAUUUAUUUCACUUUAUUCUGCAUUUUCCAUCUGUUUGUCCCUGGUAAGCUUCGAAAUGCCUUAGUGUAUGCGCUAGACAAAUAAACUUGCUUGCCUUGUUUUCCCAAGUCACUCAGGCCGUAUCGACAUAUUUGGAGAUCAUAAAUACUCGUUAUAAUUUCGGUGGCUGGCAUCUUGAUUAGCUAAAUGGUCUUAAAUUGACCAGUGAGAUGAUAAAUAAAUCAGUGGUGGAAAGUGCUCAGUAACUGCGCCGAUUUUGUCAUGGAGAAUGAUAAAUGGUUAAUUAGCUGUUUCAGGCUACAAUUUAUGCUGAAAUCUGUCCAUUCAUAGGCUGCUGAUCACCACACCCAAAUAAAUUACAGGUGUUAUAUGACAGGUGCAGGGCGUUCUCGCGUCCACGGCUUUAUCCGAUUUACCAAGACAUCUACGCAAAUUUCAACCAGGUGCGACAGUUUCAUGAAUCACACUUAAAGAUCACCGUAAAUCUCUCCCAACGUUCGAAUCUGAGAUCUUUUCUGAGAAGGUUUCAUGAAUGAGGGCCACUGUCUUAUGUCAGUCCCGAGAGUCAUGUGAAGUGAAGGGGGAGAGCUGUGUACUGAAAGAGUUUACUGAAAGGAGAAGUAUUUAAUUGGGAUUGAGCUCAAACCAACUCUGAGGCUGGACUAAAGUGUGUGUAUAGCGGUAACCUGAGGAAUGUAAUAAUGCAACAUAAAUCACAAGCAUUCAUACCUGCUGUGACCUGAGGAAUGUAGGAAAACACCAGUUAUUUAUAACAAUGUGUUGAUGUAUUUUAGAAGAUCUCACCGCACUUAUCGAAGUAAACUUCUCCCUCUAUAAUUUAUAUUAUAGAUGGAGAUUGUGCAGUGCAUUCAAGAUGGCAGAAUUAAGACGUUCACUGUGCCAGUAUUCACUGAGUGUUUUUGUAGUGUUUCACAUGUUUAGUUUGUUCUUUAAAUCUCAGUUUGACCAUGCCUGUGCUUUGAUUAUUGACAUGACCUUGAUAAAUGCACACUUAAAAAUAUAUAUACAGAAUAUAAAUCUACAGUGCAAUGAAUGCCAACAUGAAAACAAUUAUGAACAGAUGUCGAUAAUCCUCUAGUGAGACAUUUUCACGUUUUCGGCAAGCCCCAGAUCUUUCCUAGUUGUUUAAAUUGAAUUACAUUUAAAUUAAAGCCAUGAAAUUAGGAGCCAUUACAUAACAAUGAACUAUAUAAAUGAAUCUUUGAAAUCUGCUUUUUGUUUUUGUGGAAAUUCAAAGACAUUAUUGAGUAGGGGUUGCAUUUAAAGUUGUUGACAGUGUUUGGGUCUGGUUUUGGUAUGAACAAAUAAAGAUUAUUUAUGUCUUC